CAAAAUGGCGGCGGCAGCGGCAGCGGGGCCGGAGAGAGGAAACAGAAGGAGCCGCUGAGCGGGUCGGGCUGCGACGCGAAUGGAGCCGGCGGGCAGCUGCCGCUGUCGGAGGUGAGGAGCCACCGGAGGCAGUGUGUAGCCAAACCAAUACAGCAUAAUAUGAUAAAUCUGAAGUGCCUGGCAAACUGCACAUACAGCACCACUGAAAUGCAAUCACUUCUGGACAAGGAGCGAUCACUUCAGAAAUCCAGAAAAUGUUUGCUGUAGGAAAUCUGGAAGACAUAACAUCCUCUUCUUGCUACGAGAAAAUAAAUGGAGGAACAUAGUCUGCUGGAUCUGGGAUUGAAGGUUUAUAAUGGAUUAUGGGAUAAUACAUUGAAGAGCCAGCAGACGGCAUGCCUGAGUGACUGAAGAAGAUGGGUGCUAAUGCAUCUAACUACCCUCAUUCGUGUUCCCCAAGGGUAGGGGGAAAUUCGCAGGCACAACAGACAUUCAUAGGAACAUCAUCCUACUCUCAUCAAGGUUAUGGCUGUGAAUCAAAACUGUAUAGCCUUGACCAUGGCCAUGAGAAACCUCAAGACAAGAAAAAGAAAAGCUCUGGCCUUGCCACCCUCAAAAAGAAAUUUAUUAAGCGUCGGAAAUCUAGCCGGUCUGCUGAUCAUGCCAAGCAGAUGCGAGAGCUCCUCUCAGGCUGGGAUGUUAGAGAUGUCAAUGCAUUAGUAGAGGAGUAUGAGGGAACUUCAGCCUUAAAGGAGCUUUCUCUACAAGCAAGUUUGGCAAGACCAGAAGCCAGGACACUACAGAAAGACAUGGCUGAUUUGUACGAGUACAAAUAUUGUACUGAUGUAGACUUAAUAUUUCAAGAAACUUGCUUCCCUGUGCAUCGUGCGAUAUUAGCAGCAAGGUGUCCAUUUUUUAAGACACUGCUUUCUUCCUCACCAGAAUAUGGAGCAGAGAUAAUAAUGGAUAUCAACACAGCUGGCAUAGACAUGCCUAUGUUUUCUGCUUUGUUACACUACCUUUAUACAGGAGAGUUUGGAAUGGAAGAUUCGAGAUUCCAAAAUGUUGAUAUCCUAGUGCAGCUUAGUGAAGAAUUUGGAACACCAAAUUCCUUAGAUGUUGAUAUGCGUGGGCUGUUUGAUUAUAUGUGUUACUAUGAUGUGGUUCUUAGUUUUUCAUCCAACUCUGAACUGGUAGAAUCAUUUGGUGGAAGUCCAAACUGUUUAGAUGAAGAGCUUAAAGCUCACAAAGCUAUUAUUUCAUCACGGUCGCCAUUUUUUCGACACCUACUGCAAAGGAGGAUACGAACUGGUGAAGAAAUCACAGACCGAACGCUGCGGACUCCAACUAGAAUUAUACUGGAUGAAUCUAUCAUACCAAAAAAAUAUGCUAAGGUCAUUUUAAACUGUAUGUAUACAGAUGUGGUAGACCUCUCAGUUUUGCACUGCAGCCCCUCGGUGGGGAGUCUAAGCGAAGUUCAGGCUCUCGUAGCAGGAAAACUAAACAUGACUAGGGCUGAAGAAGCUAUGGAGCUUUAUCACAUAGCACUGUUUUUGGAGUUUAACAUGCUUGCACAAGGUUGUGAGGAUAUUAUUGCUGAGAGCAUCUCACUAGACACUUUAAUUGCCAUUCUCAAGUGGAGUUCUCAGCCAUACGGCUCCAAGUGGGUACACCGCCAAGCAUUGCAUUUCCUCUGUGAGGAGUUUACCCAGGUCAUGACUUCAGAUGUCUUUUAUGAACUGAGCAAGGACCACCUGCUGACUGCUAUCCAGUCUGACUAUUUACAGGCAAGUGAACAAGAUAUUCUUAAGUAUCUUGUUAAAUGGGGAGAACAUCAGUUGAUGAAAAGAAUAGCAGACAGAGAGCCCAAUUUACUGAGUGGUACUGCCCACAGUGUGAACAAGCGUGGUGUAAAGAGGCGAGAUCUUGACAUUGAGGAGCUGAGAGAGAUCCUAACUUCUCUUUUACCUGUUGUCCGCAUUGAGCACAUUUUACCUAUGAACAGUGAAAUACUGAGUGAUGCUAUGAAGAGAGGCCUCAUUAGCACCCCUCCUUCAGACAUGCUACCAACAGCAGAAGGUGGAAAGUCAAAUGCCUGGCUACGGCAAAAAAAUGCUGGGAUAUAUGUUAGGCCACGACUGUUCUCACCAUACGUAGAAGAGGCGAAGUCGGUGCUAGAUGAGAUGAUGGUGGAACAAACAGACCUCGUUCGUUUGCGGAUGGUUAGAAUGUCCAACGUGCCCGACACCCUCUACAUGGUAAACAACGCAAUGCCACAAUGCUGUCAUAUGAUUAGCCACCAGCAAAUCAGCAGUAAUCAGUCCAGUCCUCCUUCAGUUGUCGCCAAUGAAAUCCCAGUUCCCCAUCUCCUUGUUGUUAAAGAGAUGGUCAAACGGCUCCAGGAGCUCCGUCAUACUGAGCAGGUUCAAAGAGCAUAUGCUCUUAAUUGUGGAGAAGGAGCCACUGUCAGUUAUGAGAUUCAGAUUCGUGUAUUGCGAGAGUUUGGACUUUCUGAUGCUGCUGCUGAGCUUUUGCAGAAUCCUCACAAGUUCUUUCCUGACGAGCGGUUUGGGGAUGAAAGCCCACUCUUAACUAUGAGACAGUCUGGACGAUGUCGAGUUAACAGCACUCCCACUGCAGAAACCAUGUUUACAGAACUUGACUCUUUUGUGGCCUUCCAUCCACCACUGCCCCCUCCUCCACCUCCUUACCAUCCACCAGCUACUCCUAUUCAUAGCCAGUUCAAAAUGGGCUGGAAACAAAGGGUGCCGAGUCAACAUCCCUCACGUUCCUUUUCUUAUCCAUGUAACCAUUUACUGUUCCACUCCAGGACAGCUCCUAAAGUUGCCCCACCUGUCUAUGUACCCGGUGUCAAAGCAGCAGCACCCCCUGAUUGCACUAACACUACAGGACUGGGGAGACAAACAGUAGCUGCAGCCGCAGCAGUAAUGGCAGCUGAAAAGCAAGCAUGUACUCAGCCCAUGUUAAAUGAGUUGAUGCCAGAUAUUGCUAUGGGUGUGUCAACGAUGUCUCUAAAGGACAGAAGAUUGCCAGAGCUCACUGUUGACACAGAAUUAAGCCAGCCAGUGACAGAGGUUGGACCUGGACCACCCCAGCAUAUUUCAUGUAUUCAGACUAGGCACAUGCACAGUUCUCGAAAGAAACAUGCAAUAGAACAAAAAAUAGAUACUCGAGAAAAUCAACAGGAGUAUCCAGAUUUCUAUGAUUUCUCUAAUGCUGCAUGCAGACCUUCCACUCCAGCACCUAGCAGACAUACUCCUUCACCUUCCCAAGGCAUGUAUUUUGGUCCAGAUUUGUAUAGCCACAGUAAGGCAUCACCAAGUGGCUUAAAGUCAGCUUAUCUACCUAACCAAUUAUCUCCUAAAAAGCAAGAGGAUUCUAGGAGAGAAUAUGUGCUUUCCCAAGAUGGGCAUCAGCACAGACAAAAGAAUGAGCCAAUACACCUCGAUGUCUUAGAACAACCUCCCCAGCGGUUGGACUUGGCAUUGGCUGCCCAGGAAAAUGCUGGUAAUGGCCCAGUUCACAUCAGGGGAAGAACAAAAAUGGAAACUGACUUAACAUAUGGGCUAACUUCUGCCAGACCUUCACUCUCUACAUACAGCUCUGAGAUACAAGAAGAGAGAUCCAGCAGGAGACCAACAGAUGAGGAGCCUCUGGAACACGAAGCACAGAGAAAUACAGAUUUGGAAAGGGAAGAUGCAGUAAGCAGAGGAAGGAGGUCUCCAAGCAAACCAGACUUUCUGUAUAAAAAAUCUGCCCUCUGAACGCAACCUCCACUAUUUCUCUGUGCCUGAGAGUUGUGAAACACCCCAUUCUUUGCAACUUUUGGCCUGACUUUUGUCAGACAAAUUCAUUAAUGCCAGCAGAAAACUCAAUUUUGCUCACCUUUUUGUAUAUACAUUGCUUUAUUAGAGACAGCAUGCUAUCAGUUUAUUUUGAAUGCUGCUUCUGGGUUUAUUUUUGUGGUUUGAAAAUAUUAAGCCUUUACAAAAAAUAGCUGGCACUUUUUUUACAAAUUGGUAGCCUUUUGCACCUGUACAUUUAUUUUACCUGUAUUAGUUUUGUAUUAAUAUGUUAAAUUUUCUUGUUACAUUUAAAGGACUGUAUUUUCAUACUUCUGCAUUUUAUCUUUCACCUACCAAUUCUCCAUGUGCAUUGGGUUGCACACUAUGAAAUGUAUUUUCUUAUGAGAUAGUAACAAUGUGUUUAUUUUUUAAUUAUAUGAAUUCCAAAGAACAGCACAUCAAAAUACUUUUUUAGUAACAUUGUUUGUUUAGGUCUGAAAUCUGCCUUGAUCUAUCACUACUGCAAAUCCAGUGUAAUACCAUUCUGUUUAACAUGUCAUGGCAGCUGGUCUCCAUUCAUUCUGAUUCAACAUGUCUACUCUAAAACAUAUGGCUAGGGCUUUCAAAAAAACCUAAAGGAUUUAGAUUUCCAGGUCCCAAUGAAAUUCAUUUGAAGUUGGGUGUUGUUGCAUUAGGCUCCUUUGAAAAUCCCAGCCUAUGUUUUCUGGUCCAUUUGUGAUUUUGGAGAACUUCAUGGGCACUGAGAAGCAUUUAUCAGACUCAAAUGAUUGAUUUGUGAAGAAAACCUAGAAAUACUGCAAAUUGAUCAUAACAUUACUGUGCUAGUCAGGAUACCCUUGAAUUGGGCUGUGUGGAGGUCAGAGUUCAGAGGAUUCAUGCCAACACCUAAAGCUCUAGGAAGAUCAGGCUUAGUAUCUGACAUUAUUGUCUAAAUUAUAACAUUGUCAAAUGAGAGGACUGCCUCUCUAGUGGAGGUGCUGAGGUGACUGCUCAUUGUCUUCUUUUGUCCUAUGAGAAAAACAAAGGGCUUUAGUCUACCUGAUGUCAUUCAGUGUUCCUUAACAUUUUAAUGUCUCUGAAUUUAUCAUUUCAGCUGUCCUUUCGUGAACUGAAGAGUAACUGAGUUAGCUUCAUUGGUUGCAGAUGGCUUAGCCCAUUUUAAAAUUACACCUCUAGCCCUUGGAGUAAAACAAUAAUUGUGGGGCAGGGGUGUCUGACUCUUCCACUAACAUAAAUACAAGGUAGAGAGGAGACACUCGUCGUUUGGGAACAUCCCUUACCAUUGUGCUGAGGUUACACAGUAUAAGGGGUUUAGUGAUGGUCAUUGAAAAGUCAACACUUGCCAAUAGUUAUCACACGCUUAUUUCCCAUUCUGAAUGUUGUGAAGACUCUGGUAUAUGAUACCACAGUGUAAUAACUUCUGGUAAAUGCCUUUUUUUGGAUUGGUCACUAUAAUGAAAGAUCUUGCAGCAAUUGAAGACCUCAGUCAGCGUGAGCUAAAGACUGUUUUAACCUUAAAAAUGCUUAAUGCUAUUUAAAUGUAAAUCUUUCAGUUCCCUUUAGUAUAAGUCAGUUUUCCUGGUCAAAAGAUAGGCGUCUCUUCUUGCCCAUUUCUUUCCCCACCACAAAAUCAAAAACAACCUCUUCACUCUCUCAUUAAUGUAUACAAGGCUUAGGUGCCAUAAGAUCUUAUUGUGCAACUAUGUACUGAAUUUUUAAACUAGAAAGUGGUGUUUGGGUAAACUAUCAUGGGUUUGUGAUCUAGUAAUUCAUAAUCUCUCCUGCAGCACUUUGAUACCAUGUUAAGAUUCCUUUAAGGUACACUCAUGUUAGUCUAAUGAUAUUGGGUGGUGAAGGUUGACUAAAUCACAGUUGAUAAUUAGUCUUUUUCGUCUUAGGAGGCUUAGUUUGAAAUCGGGGCUGGGCCACAAGUACAAAAUGCAUGUGGUGAGUCCAACCUCAUCUCUAAUCUUAUGUUGUGUUCAUAGAAUUGUAACACAGUGUGAAAGUUGUCCUCACCUCCAGAACUGUUGUUAGGAUGGGUUAACACUGGUGUCACACAGGCUAGGGACUGAGGUGUGUUGGCCUUGCUCUGUGAAGUUCGUCACAACAUUUUCUAACACUAAUUCCUAGCUAUAUGUACUGCCCCCCCUUGCCCAUGCUCACGAGCACUAAAAUCAAUGUAAUCCUCUCCUAAAAAGUAAAUGACUACUUGCAUUGAAGGCUAUGUUCAAGUGUUAGUAGCAUGAUCACGUUAAAUCCUAGCUUCCAACAGAAGACUUACUAUUUGUAUAACUUUACCUACGACUUGGUAGAUCUGCUUACAGGAAACCUGUUUUAGCUAUUGAUGAUGUUGUUUGAUGUGGCACUGUACGGUAAAUUGUGGCUCAGAUCUCUUAGAAAUAGCACGAGUAGUUAUUUGAUGGAACUUGUGUGAGGGGUGGCUGGUAAAGAAGGCUGAGAAGUUUCAUGAGUAUGUUUUGAAUGCACCCAUGAAAUGUUUUUGCAGUGGAAUAUGUUGGUGAGAAGCUUUUUAUGGAAAGUCGGUCUGCCCUUAGAAAACAGUUGCCACUUUCGAGGUCUCAGAAGCUGGCAUUUCACACCAUCAAGCAGCACUUAAGGAAAAACAACCAUGAAAAAGCAAGAAGUCCUAGACACGCCAUAAGACAA
Molecule: messenger RNA, 6497 nt
Organism: Gopherus flavomarginatus (Mexican gopher tortoise)
Lineage: Eukaryota; Metazoa; Chordata; Testudines; Testudinidae
Gene: BTBD7
Product: BTB domain containing 7
Exons: 13
Coding region: 417-3785 (1122 amino acids)
Biological process (GO): morphogenesis of a branching epithelium
Molecular function (GO): protein binding
Source: RefSeq, a predicted model, not a curated record